Trypanosoma brucei brucei TREU927 is the source of this 795-nucleotide messenger RNA. RefSeq lists its product as hypothetical. The record is from RefSeq and is a predicted model, not a curated record. The coding region runs from base 1 to 795 and encodes 264 amino acids. NCBI's taxonomy places the organism in Eukaryota, Euglenozoa, Kinetoplastea, Trypanosomatida, Trypanosomatidae. The transcript has a single exon.
AUGAGCUCCACGAGGGCUGCUCUAUUAUGCAUUGGCAUCGCCAUAAUGUACAGUACGGGAGGUGACUGCUUCAGGCUCUAUAGGAUAACCAGGCAACAUAAAUGCAACGAACUAUCAAGCACAUUCAAUGAAUACAGUCAUGCCUUCACGAACUCAUGGAGAAGUUUCCAAUUCUCCCUGAAUACCGCCAGAUCCGCCAAAAAGAGGUGCGAAAGCGUCAUGAACAUAAGCCAGGACAAGGAGGUGUCGGAGAGCAUUAAUGAGGACAGAAAGAAGAAGGUGGAUAAAUAUUAUGAUGCUAUCCUAUACAUUGAACCACAAAUAGGAAACUACGAAAAGGAACUACAUGAAACGCUUGCUGAAGUGCACGAAAAAUGUAGCUUUUGGUUUUUGUAUUUGCCAAUGUCAACUGAGUUCCUAGAAAGCACGAACAGCAGGCUAGCGGAGGCGAAAAAGAUUUUGGAAAAGAUGAUCGGUCUUACUCACGAGGCAAAUGGGUACGCAACAACCGCGAAGAACAUGGAAUGUUCCUUUGAAUUGGUUGGACAGAAGGUUACGGAGAAAGAAAGGGAGUCUGAUUCCAGCGACGCCAACGCAGCGCCCACCACCCCUGACUCGACAUCUCAGACCCACUCACCCAAGCAGCCAGUUCCACCCGAGGACGGUGAUAAACACAAAACACACGGUGAUGAUAAAAAACACGACCACAAGAAGCAUGGCGACGAAGACGGUGAAGAUGAGGAUCAUGAAGACGAAGAAGAGGGAGAAGAGGAAGAAGCCGGCGACGACGAAUAA